GUCAUUGUUGUGAGUGGCUGAUGGGUAAUGUAGUGCGGCAGCAGGCACGUGGGAUCUUGCGUCGCUGGGCAAGACUGGCAGAAACAUGGCGGGUCUGGAACUGUUGUCGGACCAAGGAUACCGUUUAGAUGGAAGAAAGGCCACCGAGCUGCGGAAAUUCCAGGCCCGCAUGGGUCCGUUCGCUCAGGCCGACGGUUCAGCUUAUUUAGAGCAGGGAAACACGAAAGCUCUGGCCGUGGUGUACGGUCCGCAUGAGAUGCGAGGUUCAAGGAGUCGGGCCCUUCACGACCGGGCUGUCAUCAACUGCCAGUACAGCAUGGCAACAUUCAGCACAGCAGAGAGGAAGAGGAGGCCGCACGGGGACCGGAAAUCCACUGAGAUGAGCCUCCAUCUCAAGCAAACGUUCGAGGCUGCCGUGAUGACCCAGCUCUAUCCGCGCUCUCAGAUAGACAUCUACGUCAAGAUCCUGCAGUCCGACGGGGGGAAUUACAGCGUGUGUGUGAAUGCAGCCACGCUGGCAGUGAUUGAUGCCGGCAUCCCGAUGCGGGACUACGUGUGCGCUUGCACGGUGGGUUUUGUGGACGAGACUCCACUCGCUGAUCUCUGCUACGCCGAGGAGAGCGGAGGGGUCAGCUCCCUGGCUUUAGCGUUGCUGCCCCGGGGAGGACAGAUCGCUCUUCUCCAGAUGGACGCCAGACUGCAUCAGGAUCACCUGGAAACUCUGAUGGAAGCUGCAAUGACUGCCUGCAAAGGUGUGAGCAAAGUGCUGGACGAGGUAGUGAGGCAACACCUUCGAGAGGCCUCAAUGCUCACCCGAGAGUGACGUGUAAUGUCACGUAAGAAGAAAACGUCUGGACUGGGAUUCAGAAAGAAGCUUUUGUAUUUUUGUAUUCAUUCAUCUACAUUCUGUACACUUGUAUAUACCUGACCCCAGAAAUAAAUGUAUGAAGGGUCAA
Molecule: messenger RNA, 956 nt
Organism: Menidia menidia (Atlantic silverside)
Lineage: Eukaryota; Metazoa; Chordata; Actinopteri; Atheriniformes; Atherinopsidae
Source: the annotation of a GenBank genome assembly